CAUAAGGCUUGAACUUGUUUUACAACCUCUCAUUCCUAGUGAUCUCUAUCUCUACAUUAUCUCUUGCUUCAUAUUAAUUAUUUGCUUUUCUUGAAACAUGGCAAUAUCUGAUAAAAUUAGUGUUGAAAUUGUGAUCCAAGUACCAGCUUCAAAGUUCUUCCAAAUUUUGGCAAAGGAACUCCACAAUAUCCAAAACAUUUGUGAAAGAGUGCAUGGAGCUAACUUGCACGAAGGUGAUGACUGGCACUGCACUGAUUCGGUAAAAAAUUGGACUUGUCUAGUAGAUGGUAAAGUAAUUACAUGUAAAGAGAAAAUUGACGCCAUCGAUGAAGAGAAGAAGUUGAUUCAAUUCAGCAUCUUUGAUGGAGAUAUCGGUCAAAACUACAAACUCUUUAAAGAUAGUGUUCAAGUGACUGAGACAAACAAUGAAAGUGCUAGUGUUAAAUGGACUAUUGAAUACGAAAAGAUCAAUAAGGAUGUUAAAACUCCAUACGGCUUCUUGGAAUUUUUAGAGAAGGGUACUGUAGAUGUUGGUGAUCAUCUUCACAAAGCAUAGCUCUCCAACCAUUAUAAUUAAAGGAAAAAAGUAUAUCAUCUAUAUCUAUAAAUAAUAAUUUAUGUUGUGUUUGGCUUGAGGUUAAGUGUGUUUAUUUAAAUAACGCAGUGGUGCAAUCAUGGAUAUGCAUUAAUAUUUGCUUCAUCAUCUGUUAAUUCAUCCUUUGUUGGAAUGGAAUUAACUUAUUUCAUGUAAUGUUAAUGGUUUUUUGUUGAGUGUACGAAGUAUGUAUACUAAAAGGAUAUUUUUAUCCAUUAUUCAUGUGUGCCUUUUUUUGUUA
Molecule: messenger RNA, 836 nt
Organism: Arachis stenosperma
Lineage: Eukaryota; Viridiplantae; Streptophyta; Magnoliopsida; Fabales; Fabaceae
Product: MLP-like protein 43
Exons: 2
Coding region: 98-556 (152 amino acids)
Biological process (GO): defense response
Source: RefSeq, a predicted model, not a curated record